AUGGUGAAGAUCUCUUUCACUUCUCCCAUCGGAGGGAAGAGCCCGAAGGAGGGCCACAGCCUGGUGACCGAGGAGGACCCGGAAGUCGCCACUCAUGUCGCAGAGCGGCGCUCCAGCGGGCAGUGUCUGCUCAUGCUCCUGGGAUUGUCCUUCAUCCUCGCUGGGCUGAUUGUGGGCGGAGCCUGUAUUUACAAGUUCUUUAUGCCGCGGCACAAGGUGUUGGAGGGUCACCUCUCCUAUAUGGACAGUUCCAAUGUGAAGGAGCCGUAUUACCUCCCUGUGACUGAGGAGGCCGACAUCCACGAGGAGGACAACGUGGCCUUCAUCAACGUCCCGUGUGCCGAGCUUCGCUGAAGGAGACUCCGCCGCCAUCGUCCACACUUCUUCGACAGGCUCCUGACGGCCUAUCUGGACCUUCAAAUUCAGAAAUGUUACGUCAUCAAUCUGAACACAUCGGUGGUCCUGCCCCCGCGGAGCCUGCUUGACCUCUUCAUGAAGUUGGCGUCUGGAUCCUACCUGCCCCAGACCUACCUGGUGAGCGAGGAGUUGGUGGUGACGGAGAAGAUCGAUGACUUGUCUGAGCUGGGGAUCUUCAUCUAUCAGCACUGCGUGGGGAGGGACACCUACCGGCUGCAGCGCCGGGACCAGAUCGCUGGACUCCAGAAGCGAUCGGCUGAGAUGUGCCGCAGCAUCCUUCACUUCGGGAACAACUUCGUGACUCAGACUUCCAUCUGUGAGCUGUGA
Staurois parvus is the source of this 744-nucleotide messenger RNA. The record is from the annotation of a GenBank genome assembly. NCBI's taxonomy places the organism in Eukaryota, Metazoa, Chordata, Amphibia, Anura, Ranidae.